AUGCAAGGUAUCAUCUUAGGUGCUUAUUUUUGGGGUUAUAUUAUAACUCAAAUACCAGGUGGAUAUUUAGCUGGUCGAUUUGGUGGAGCGAUGAUUGUAUCAAGUUUACUUAUUGUGUUCAUGCCAUUAAUUGCACAUCCAUGUAUCACUGUAAUCAUGGCUCAUUGGGCACCAGCACAUGAACGUGGAAAACUGAUAGGUUUUAUGAAUGCUGGUUCACAAGCUGGAAAUGCAUUUGCUUUAUCGAUUGGUGGAUUGAUGUGUUCAUGGCAUAUUGCUGGUGGUUGGCCAUUUAUAUUUUAUUCAGCAGCUGUUUUUGAUUUUGUUUGGGAUAUUGUUUGGAUUUUAUUCUAUACAAAUUCACCACGAAAUCAUCGAUUUAUUAGUAUACAAGAAAAAGAAUAUAUUCUUCAAAAUACUCAACAAUAA
Molecule: messenger RNA, 429 nt
Organism: Rotaria sp. Silwood1
Lineage: Eukaryota; Metazoa; Rotifera; Eurotatoria; Philodinida; Philodinidae
Source: the annotation of a GenBank genome assembly